UGCUUGCUUUGCUUUCACCAGAAUGGACCAAAAGAGCGCCAAUGCCCUGUUUGAGCAAUGGGGCUGCCUGCUGCUGCUCGGAGUCCCCGCUGGCGCCAUGCUGCACAUGGAUCUGCAGCCCUUCCAUGUUGCAGAGUCCUUCCGCGGCUUCAAGCUCAUCCCACCUGGGCUCCAUCUGGUCUGUUUCAGUAUACCGGACAAGACUGGCCUGCAAGGCGAGCGAACUGGCUUUUUCCAGCAGAUUGAUCGCCGACAAACAGUGGUAAAGCACUACAACCCAGCGACAGAAUCAUUCGACGACGAGCCGGAUCCGGAGCAAGUCGAACGCUAUCGACUAGGCAUCCGCGAAUUUGACAAGUUCAUGGCAGUCUACCCAAUUCAAACCUACCAGAGUUGGUCAAAUCUCGUACCACACGUCCAGGCCAGCACAGUCACUCGCGUGCUGCCCUCGGGCUCGCGGUGGUUUUUGCAUGCUCAACCUGCUGAAUUCGACAACACCAACCCGGACAUGCCACCACUCGAUCGAGCAGCCGCCUCGGCCCGCAUUGCGGCUGGAGUGGAAGCUGCCACGCGCGCCCUUGACACCCCGGUCUUCCGCUUUGCCAAAAUCGCCAAACACGCUUUUCCGCCGAAUGCCACGCCGGCAGAGCGAACGCGCUACAGUCUAGAUACCAGCUAUCAAUUGCGGCAGACGGUUCAGGAGCACUUUGGCGAUGAUUACAAGGAGUUCCUCGGGGAAUGGGAGUUGGGAUUUGUCAUGUUUGUUCUUGGUCAACAGUUGGAAGGAUUUGAGGCGUGGAAGGCCUCCCUUCGCAUCAUUUCGCACGCUGAGGAGCAACUACCGCUUUGGCCUGAAUUUUUCACGCCAAUGUUCGGCACGCUCCUGGCACAGCUGCAGCUGUUUCAACCCGAAAACUUUUUCCAAGACGCGCUGUCCCAACACAACUUUUUGCGGACGUGUCUUCAGGUGCUCGUCCAGAAUUGUGAAUCGAUUGCGCUUUAUCGACCCGUCACUCGGUCAAUUACGGACUUGUGCCGAAAGACGUUUGAAUGGCAGCUUGAUCUCGCAUCUGACGCCGAUACUUAUGCAUUGAGCGACGAAAUUGAUCCCGAAGAUCGACCAACCAUUGUGGAAUAAAUGAGACACUCGUCCCGACCGCACAACACGCUCCAUUCUAUCAUCGUG
Molecule: messenger RNA, 1186 nt
Organism: Capsaspora owczarzaki ATCC 30864
Lineage: Eukaryota; Filasterea; Ministeriida; Capsasporidae
Exons: 7
Coding region: 23-1138 (371 amino acids)
Biological process (GO): spliceosomal tri-snRNP complex assembly
Source: RefSeq, a predicted model, not a curated record